CGAGAACAAACACCGGGCCGCCGCACUUCCCUGGCCCGUGGGUCAGCGGCGGGCCAUGGCCAACGUCUCCAAGAAGGUGUCGUGGUCCGGCCGCGACCUGGACGACGACGAGGCGGCGCCGCUGCUGCGGAGGGCGGCGCGGCCUGGGGCGCCGGGCGGCGAGGACACGCCGCUGCUGAACGGGGCCGGGCCCGCGGCCGACCGCCGGUCGCCCCAGCCGGCAUCUUUCCAGAUCAGACAGAUGAGCAACGUGGAGCUGGACGAUGAGCUCCUGGACCCGGACACGGACCCCCCGCCCCCUUUCCCCAAGGAGAUCCCGCACAACGAGAAGCUCCUGUCCCUCAAGUACGAGAGCCUGGACUACGACAACAGCGAGAACCAGCUGUUCCUGGAGGAGGAGCGGCGCAUCAACCACACGGCCUUCCGCACAGUGGAGAUCAAGCGCUGGGUCAUCUGCGCCAUGAUUGGCAUCCUCACGGGGCUCGUGGCCUGCUUCAUCGACAUCAUGGUGGAGAACCUGGCGGGCCUGAAAUACAAGGUCAUCAAGGACAACAUCGACAAGUUCACAGAGAAGGGGGGGCUGUCCUUCUCGCUGCUGCUGUGGGCCGUGCUGAACUCCGCGUUUGUGCUGGUCGGCUCCAUGAUCGUCGCCUUCAUAGAGCCCGUCGCUGCUGGCAGCGGGAUCCCCCAGAUCAAGUGCUUCCUCAACGGGGUGAAGAUCCCCCAUGUGGUCCGGCUCAAGACCCUGGUGAUCAAAGUGUCCGGUGUGAUCCUGUCGGUGGUGGGAGGACUGGCCGUGGGAAAGGAGGGACCGAUGAUUCACUCGGGCUCCGUGAUCGCCGCUGGGAUUUCCCAGGGGAGGUCAACGUCGCUGAAGCGCGAUUUCAAGAUGUUUGAGUACUUCCGCAGAGAUACAGAGAAGCGGGACUUUGUCUCAGCAGGAGCUGCAGCCGGAGUGUCUGCUGCGUUCGGGGCCCCCGUGGGUGGCGUCCUGUUCAGCUUGGAGGAAGGUGCCUCCUUCUGGAACCAGUUCCUGACAUGGAGAAUUUUCUUUGCUUCCAUGAUUUCCACCUUCACCCUGAACUUUGUCCUAAGCAUUUACCAUGGAAACAUCUGGGACCUGUCCAGCCCGGGCCUCAUCAAUUUUGGAAGAUUUGACACAGAGACGAUGGUGUACACUAUCCACGAGAUCCCCAUCUUCAUCGCCAUGGGCGUGGUGGGUGGUGUUCUUGGGGCUGUGUUCAAUGCCUUGAAUUACUGGCUGACGAUGUUUCGAAUCAGGUACAUCCACCGGCCCUGCCACCAGGUGAUCGAGGCCAUGCUGGUGGCUGCCGUCACAGCCACUGUCGCCUUCGUGCUGAUCUACUCCUCUCGGGACUGCCAACCCCUGCAGGGCAACUCCGUGUCCUACCCCCUCCAGCUCUUCUGUGCAGAUGGCGAGUACAACUCAAUGGCGGCGGCCUUCUUCAACACCCCAGAGAAGAGCGUGGUUGGCCUUUUCCACGACCCCCCAGGCUCCUACAACCCCAUGACCCUCGGCCUCUUCACCCUUGUCUACUUCUUCCUGGCCUGCUGGACCUACGGGCUGACAGUGUCCGCCGGCGUCUUCAUCCCGUCCCUGCUCAUCGGGGCUGCCUGGGGCCGGCUCUUUGGCAUCUCGCUGUCCUACCUCACAGGGGCCGCGAUCUGGGCGGACCCCGGCAAGUACGCCCUGAUGGGAGCAGCUGCUCAGCUGGGUGGGAUCGUGAGGAUGACACUGAGCCUGACGGUCAUCAUGAUGGAGGCCACCAGCAACGUGACCUACGGCUUCCCCAUCAUGCUGGUGCUCAUGACCGCCAAGAUCGUGGGGGACGUCUUCAUCGAGGGCCUGUACGACAUGCACAUCCAGCUGCAGAGCGUGCCCUUCCUGCACUGGGAAGCCCCGGUCACCUCGCACUCGCUCACCGCCAGGGAGGUGAUGAGCACGCCGGUCACCUGCCUGCGGAGGAGGGAGAAAGUGGGCGUCAUCGUGGACAUACUCAGCAACACGGCGUCCAGUCACAACGGGUUCCCUGUGGUGGCGCCCGCCGACGGCGCCCAGCCGGCUCGGCUCCAGGGCCUGAUCCUGCGCUCCCAGCUGAUUGUCCUCCUGAAGCACAAGGUGUUUGUGGAGCGGUCCAACAGGGGCCUGGUCCAGCGGCGCCUGCGGCUGAAGGACUUCCGGGACGCCUACCCGCGCUUCCCCCCCAUCCAGUCCAUCCACGUGUCCCAGGACGAGCGAGAGUGCACCAUGGACCUCUCCGAGUUCAUGAACCCCUCCCCCUACACGGUGCCCCAGGAGGCGUCUCUCCCGAGGGUGUUCAAGCUGUUCCGGGCCCUGGGCCUCCGGCACCUGGUGGUCGUGGACAACCACAAUCAGGUGGUCGGGCUGGUGACCAGGAAGGACCUGGCCAGAUACCGGCUGGGGAAGGGGGGCCUGGAGGAGCUCUCACUGGCCCAGACGUGACGCCCCAGCCCUGGCACCUACCCAGGGUCCCCACCUCGCUCCUCGGGCAGCAGCAGAUCCGGUGUCGUCCAGACUUUCAGGACGGCCCACCUGGCGUGCGAGCAUGGUCAUCACGUGGGCACCUUGAAGACGUCACACUUCCUCUGGCCUUCGCCCCUUGGAUGUCACUCUCCAUCCUCCUGUUUCUUCACCUUCAGGGAUCAGACAUUUAUGCAAGUGCUCGCUUCCUGAGAGCCAGCAAGAGGGUGCAUGUCUGUGUGUCUCAGUGUGUGUCUGUAUGUCUGUGUUGACGUGUGUGUGCAAACGCGAGCAAGCUGGGCCCCGUGGGUCCGAGUGUCGCAGGCCCGCAGGGCGGGGCCCCCUCGCUGCCGUUCUGCUCCUCGUUACCUGGUGCCAGCCCACAAGGACCACGCGCCUGUGAACUGCCAGCUGGAGGCCUGGGCAGCCGCCUUUGGCCAUGUCCUCGGCUCCGUCUGCAGCCGUGAAGUGAUGGCCUGUGCGACAGGGACGCACAGAGACGAGGGCUCCGGGCAGCGGAACAGCCCUGGACAGCAGACUAGGCACUGCCCAUUCUCCCAGACUCACCACGUGCACCCCCGGCGUCCCUCCCCCACUUGGGGUGUCAUGGGCUCUGUGCUGGAAUCUUGGCCAGAGGACAGCUGAGAGCCACGUGUGGGCCUGAACCCCCGAGUCCUGCCAGGCUUCUGUCACCCCAAGCCCCCCGAGGCUGGAAUCCAGACAAACAGCUGUGGCCACCGUGUGGACAGCAGCUGGGACGGCGGGUCUUCUUGGCACGGGCGUGGGGGGCACUGGCCUCUGAGCAUCCCCUGCCCAUGAUGAUGUUCCAGCCCUAGGGGCAGACGGGCUCUGGAAUGAUACGGGGGGGCUGCGCAGGGCCAGUGCCCUCCCGGGCCAGGUGGGGCUGGCGAGUCCCCAGGCCACCCAUGUCUGACAAGGCAAUCCAGAUCCUCGGUGGUGAGCUGGUGGGUGCUGCGCCUCAGCUACGGCCGCAUUCCAGGGGGUGGGGCCUCGAACAGCAGGUCUCGUCCUGAUGGGGAGUCCUGGGAGGGGCGCGGGGAGCUGAAUGUGGGGGGUCUGAAUGGAGAAAUAAAGGAAUUGCACUGAG
Molecule: messenger RNA, 3611 nt
Organism: Rhinolophus ferrumequinum (greater horseshoe bat)
Lineage: Eukaryota; Metazoa; Chordata; Mammalia; Chiroptera; Rhinolophidae
Gene: CLCN7
Product: chloride voltage-gated channel 7
Exons: 25
Coding region: 56-2485 (809 amino acids)
Biological process (GO): chloride transport; transmembrane transport
Cellular component (GO): lysosomal membrane; intracellular membrane-bounded organelle
Molecular function (GO): voltage-gated chloride channel activity
Source: RefSeq, a predicted model, not a curated record